Phytophthora nicotianae INRA-310 is the source of this 1079-nucleotide messenger RNA. RefSeq lists its product as hypothetical. The transcript is spliced from 4 exons. The record is from RefSeq and is a predicted model, not a curated record. Lineage: Eukaryota; Oomycota; Peronosporomycetes; Peronosporales; Peronosporaceae. Bases 19 to 993 code for a protein of 324 amino acids.
AGCUGCACCCCUCGCAUCAUGGGCAGGGCGUGGAGUUCGAUCAGCUUCUUGUCUUCGUCGCCAUCGACACCACAAACCGAUGGCAAAGACGUCUUAGCGUUGUGUGAAGAUGGCGACUUGUUGCUCGCGCGCGAAAAACUUGCGGAUUCUGCGUUACGUGUAGGCGUGGAGUUCGUCGUAGCUCGAGAUAUUCAGCGCAUGCAGCGUGGUCAGUUCCCAACAAAACGAGUGACCUCUUUGCCACCGUGGACCAGCUGCGAAUUACUGCUACGUCACGAAGGAGCACUGCACGUCGCAUCAAUUGGGGCGAAUGGACUGCAAUUUGUGCCUUUCGAGGAGCGAGUCGUGAGCAAAAUACCGCAUAUUCACGACCGAUUUGCUAUUCGUCGACUUCGCCACGACGCAAGAAGCGAGAAUCUCUCAAUAACAUUGCGUGAACUGGCGAUUCAGAUUGCCGCCAUAGCUCCAAUUUCAUGGCAGACGUUGUUAUUCCCCACAACUCGAACGCAAAUAUCACCCAGAUCACCACGACAGCAAUCAGUAGAUCGUGACGCAGUGAUCGAUGCGCUAAAAGAGCUUCCACCCAUUAUUCGCAGGUUGUUAAGGCGUAUGCUGGAGGUAUCGAUAACCAGCUUCACUCUCGAUUCUCAAGUUCUAAUCCUACAUUUGCAGCUCUUCUGUCAGGGUCUAACGCUUGACGAUACCAGCCAUCCGCACAAUCCGGACAAGACCGAGGAUCCGAACGUUGGUACUGAGUUGCGUGUGGCUUUGGACGCUCUGGGGGGCGCUGAAGUCACCGCUCGCUUGAGUGCUGCCUUUGUGGCCACAGUAUACGAAUUCGUCCACCUACUGGAUCCGAUCAACGUCAGCACCAACAAUCCCCUCGUUCCAGCCGCAUUUUGGUCAAACUGCAGCGAUAACGAGCGCCUGAACUUCACUCCAUCAACCGCGUUAGGCUCCGAGAUGUCUCUCGUUAUCCCAACACGUGACUGAACAAAACACGCAUUUUCUUAGCAAAAAAUGAGUGACACCUAGACUAGCGUCACGAAUACCUAUCCUAAAUUUUCUAUACCUACCUA